This is a messenger RNA of Neoarius graeffei (lesser salmon catfish), 2408 nucleotides long. RefSeq names its product von Willebrand factor A domain-containing protein 5A-like. The record is from RefSeq and is a predicted model, not a curated record. The coding region runs from base 1 to 2271 and encodes 756 amino acids. The transcript is spliced from 16 exons. NCBI's taxonomy places the organism in Eukaryota, Metazoa, Chordata, Actinopteri, Siluriformes, Ariidae.
AUGCAGAGAGAGUGCAUCUGGGGCAGAGAGCGUGUCUUGAACAACACCAGUGUAAAAGCAAUCAAGCAGCUGAAGAACGGCAAGACAGCUGGACCCAGCAUUCCCCUGAAGCACAUCGAGGUGGAUCUGCAGGUUCAAGGGCAUGUAGCGGCAGUGACCUCCACCCUGCAGUAUGUAAAUGAGGAAGAGCAACCCCUGGAGGCUGUGUUUGUCUUCCCCAUGCCUUCAGGAGCUGCUGUCUGUCAAUUCAGCGCCAAGGUUGCAGACCAGGAGAUAGUGGCUGAGGUUCAGGAGAAACAGGAGGCGCGAGAGCAGUAUGAUGAUGCCCUGAGUUCAGGUCAGCAGGCUUUUCUGCUGGAGGAGAGUGAGGAGUCUGUGGACGUGUUCAAGCUGAGUGUGGGCUCUCUGCCCCCAGGCCAGAGUGCCACCAUCACCUUCACCUUCAUCACCGAGCUGAGUGUGCAGGCUGACCAUUCACUGCAAUUCUGCCUGCCAGCAGUGCUCAACCCCCGCUAUACACCAGCCGGUACAGGUGGUGGUAUAGUAUCAGAGAUAACAUCAAGUUCCACUGGCAUUCCCUACUCUCUCUCUUUUACUGCGCACAUAAACUCUCCAAACCCCAUCACAAAAGUGGAGUCCAAAUGUGCUCUCGAGCCUCUGAUGUUCCUCAACACAGACCACACAAAGGCAAAGGCAAGCCUUUGUGCAGGUCAUAAGUUUGACCAGGAUGUCGAGCUGUAUCUCUAUUAUCAGAAUCCCCAUCAGCUAACUGCUAUAGUGGAGUCUGGAGCUCCCACGGCACAGCCAGGGACUCUCAUGGAAGACCCUGUGGUCAUGAUCAGUUUCUAUCCAGAGUUUCCUGUGUCAGUAAUGUCCUCUACAUCAUCGUGUGGUGAGUUUGUGUUUGUUAUUGACAGAUCUGGCAGUAUGGACAGCAGAAUGCAUCAUGGGCUGGGUGCACAACACCGCAUCAAAUGUGCCAGGGACACUCUGCUCCUGCUGCUGAAGAGUCUCCCCAUGGGCUGUUACUUCAACAUCUAUGGCUUUGGCUCUCGUUAUGAGUCCUUCUUCCCUAAAAGUGUUCAGUAUAGUCAAGACACUAUGAAGCAGGCAGUGAAGAAGUUAAAGAAAAUGCAAGCAGACAUGGGGGGCUCAGAGAUUCUGCGACCUCUGAAACACAUUUACAAACAGCCGUGCAUCCCCAGCCACCCAAGACAGCUGUUCAUCUUCACAGAUGGUGAAGUAGGGAACACUAAAGAUGUUCUUAACUGUGUGAGGAGCAAUGCUGAUUUCCACAGAUGCUUCUCAUUUGGGAUUGGUGAAGGUGCAAGUUCUGCACUCAUCACAGGGUUGGCUGAGAACAGCUCUGGCCACGCCCAGUUCAUCACAGGAACUGAGCGCAUGCAGGCCAAAGUAAUGCAGUCUCUCCGUUAUGCUUUACAACCAGCAGUGAUUGAUAUCACUGAGGAUUGGACUGGUGUGUCUUUCACCCGUCUGAGCUCCCCGAUUAAUUCACUUUUCCAUGGUCAGAGAGCACUGAUUUAUGCCCACUUGAAAAGAGAGGAAUGUCAGAACCCAGAUGCUAAGGGGAAAAUAGCAGUGCGAUACCGUCUUGGAGAUCAAGAGGUUGCAAACACUGUCCAUUUCUCCCUGAAGCCUUCUGAGAACAGCGGACUAGCCAUCCACAGGCUGGGUGCUCGCUCUCUGAUCCGCUCUCUGGAAAGGGACGAGGAGGAGGAUGGAGCUGAUAAAGAGGCUCUGAAGGCCAGGGUGGUGGAUCUGAGUAAGCAGUCUGGAGUGAGCAGCUCACACACAGCCUUCAUAGCUAUCAAUAAAGGCAGCGGACAAGCUGUGAAAGGAUCGAUGUUGACGAGGAGAAUUCCUAUUGCAGAUCUAUGUUUAUAUAUCUAUAUUGAUGUCUCUUUAGAAAUUUCUGAAGCUCCAAAGGACCCGUUGUUGCAGCUUAUCUCCCUCCAGAAGGCUUCGGGUUGCUGGGAAAUGAGGUCCGCACUUGCAGAGGUCUUUGGGAAGGAAAAAAAAGAGUUGGUCGAGCGGAUUCCUGCACAGAUGAAGCCAGAUGUCUGGGCUACACUUCUGGCUCUGAUUUGGUUACAUGGCUUUAAGAUCGAUGCACAGGUUGAGUGGCAAACUUUGGCCAUGAAAGCAGUGGCAUGGAUCCGCACUCAGAAAGUGGUGAACCAGUCAGAGUGUGUACAAGUAGGAAACGCUCUACUGGGCUGUCAAGUUAAAGAAGACGCUCUUGGGCUCUGAAGACUUUACCCUCUUACAGCAUCCACAGAAAAGCCUUGGCAUCAUUUCUCUUUCCUAUAUUUUAAGAGUUUUACUUUCAUUAGCAUGCUUUUACUUAUAAGAUGUUGUCGAUAGGAUUGCUAGUAUGACCAAAAACC